UGCCCUGUGAAGGGAAGAGAGCCUGAUCCAUGUUGGGAAACAGUAGCAGUAACAGGGAUGCCAAUAGUACGGACUGCAGAUUGGCCUUUGCUGGAGUGGUCUGCCAGCUCCUCUUCAUGGUCCUCCUGAUCAUUGCCAUCACUCUUGGAAACCUGGUGAGUCUCCUGGUUUUCUUCUGUGUAAGGCAAUUCCGGACACCCCAAAGCUACCUAAAAGCCUCUUUGGCACUUGCUGAUUUGGCGGUGGGGCUCAUUGUAGUACCUUACUCAGUUUACCAGGAGACGAACAUGUUGGCCUAUGGCGGGGCAGGGCAAGAAGAGAGUCCAGCUGGCUGGUCGGUCUGUUGGGUCACCGGCCCUAUCUUUGCAGGCUGCACCUUCGUCUCCAUCAGCACCAUAUUUCUGCUUUCGGUGGAGAGGACCAUCACUGUGCUGAAGCCCUUGCACAGGAAAACUGUGAUUACCAAGCGCAGGAUCACUUGGCUCAUUCUUGGAUCCUGGAUCCUGAGUUUCUCCUUGGCAGUGAUCCCUCUGCUCUCGGUUCCCAAUAUCACCUUUGAGUACAAUCCCUGCAGCAAGAUGUGCAACUAUGGCUUUCCUCUGAACAAGUUGCCCGAGUCCAAUUGGAACGUCAUGCUCCUGUACCCAAUAUUUGAUUUUGCCCUCUUAGGGGGCACUUUUGUUGUCAACACCAUCACCUUUGCCACCCUCCGGCAGUACCGCAAAAUGAGGAAGCAACUGAGGGAAGAGCCACAGGGAACCCACAGGCUCUCUUACUCGGAUGUCACGGCUGCCAGGACCAUUGGUAUCCUGACCCUUGCAUUCUCUGUGGCUUUCGUUCCCAUUGCUGUAUUUGUUGUGGGCACUGUGGUGGGAUAUGAAUGGUGCCAAUUCUCCUUCUAUGCUUUCUGGAUCCUUGCUUCCAACAGCUGUUGGAAUGUGGCUAUCUACAGUGUUUGGGACCCCAAAUUCCGGCAAGGGAUGCAGGAAAUGUUCUGCAAGCAAAAGCUGAGAGCUGAUUCCCAGCAGUAUUCCAGCCACUCACUGGAGAGGCACCGUUCUGCCCCUGCUUGUGUGAUUGUUCUCAAGGAGAUGCUCCGUCCAGAGUCCAACUAG
Molecule: messenger RNA, 1115 nt
Organism: Pseudonaja textilis
Lineage: Eukaryota; Metazoa; Chordata; Lepidosauria; Squamata; Elapidae
Source: RefSeq, a predicted model, not a curated record